Xyrichtys novacula (pearly razorfish) is the source of this 4976-nucleotide messenger RNA. Lineage: Eukaryota; Metazoa; Chordata; Actinopteri; Labriformes; Labridae. The record is from the annotation of a GenBank genome assembly.
AAGCACCAUGGGCAGAACCAUUAGCAUCACUCUUCUGCUGCUAUUCAUUGGUAAGGAACUACAGCAUAUCAUUUACUUGUAUUUCAACUUUUCAUCUCACUUGUUUUUCUUUAAGGUGCUAUGAGGUCGUGGGAGCCUUUGGAGGUCUGUGCUGACAGCGUUGACAGUUUCACACCCCUAUCAAGUGUUGCAGUAGACCACCAAAUAGAAGAGGUGAAAACUUGUGGCAUGUGUAAAACAUAAUUAAUUGAAGACUUUCACCUUUGCCUUUUAUUUGCCUUUUAUUUUGACCUCCUAACCACAGCUAAUACUGUUAUUUCAAACCCUAUUAAUGUCUUGGGUUCAUCCUUUCUGUCUAAAUCACCUCAUACUGAAUAUUGCAGCACAGAGGGUUCCCUGGUUCAUGUCGGGCCUGUAAGUUUGUUGUGUCCAAAGUGAAGAAGAAGCUUGGCAGUGAUCACUCAAAGGUAAGCAAACAUAAUGAGUAGUUAUUUUCUACACAGAGCCUUUGUUAGGUCCUUCAUAAUGACACAUGCUCCCAUGAAAAUAGUCACCUUAAAAUGUUACUCCAAAUGGUGGGAGUAGUAGUAACAAAUAUCCAUUCUUCCUGUAAAUUGAGAUAUUUUAGCAUCAAAAAGGGAAGAGGAAUAUUCCGGCAUAUAAUUAAGUUAGGGUCAAACACACCAUAACAACAAAGUUAGACAUCCGGUCGAGAGAUGAAUGUUGCUGACUGCUUGCUUCUCUAGUUAUACCAACUUUAGGAACGACCACAGAUAGCAAUACAGAGAGCCAUGCGCUCAACCCAAACGCCACUCUAUAGCCACAAAUAAUGCUCAGAACAGCACCCAACUUCAUCAGCAGUGCAUAUAGGGCCCCAGCCAUAGUACUAGCCACCAAACAUCUUUUUAUCUUUGCCUGAUUUCUUUAGGAAAGAGACUAAACACAACUCACCUACUCUCUUCCAGCAGCCGCUUGUUUGUAAGGAGAGCUCAGGCCGGUCCAUUACUGCAGAGGGGUGACGUAGCUCAAGGAAGCACAUUUAUGAUCAUUUCUUUAUCAUUUCCUUGAACAAUCAUAGCAAUCACAGUAUUAAUCAUUUUGCACUGCAGACGUGGUAGUUCUUCUGCCUGAGCGUCUCGGUCUGAUUGCAUUUCCAUGAAGAAAUGAUCAUAAAUGUUCCUUCUUGAGCUGCGUCACCCCGCUGCGGUAAUGGACUGGCCUGAGCUCUCCAUACAAACAAGCGGCUGCUGGAAGAGAGUAGGUGAGUUGUGUUUAGUCUCUUUGCUAAAGAAAUUAGGCAAAGCUAAAAAGAUGUUUGGUGUCUAGUACUAUGGCUGGGACCCUAUAUGUACUGUUGAUGAAGUUAGGUGCUGUUCUGAGCAUUAUUUGUGGCUAUAGAGUGGCGUUUUGGUUGGGGGCGUGGCUCCUGGGACGACUGUGUAUUGCUAUCGUGCAGUCGUCACUAAAGUUGGUAUAACUAGAGGAGAAAGCAGUCGGCAACAUUCAUCUCUCAACGGGGUAUCUAACUUGGUGUUAUGGUGUGUUUGACCCUAACUUAAUUUUACACCGGAGUAUCCCUUUAAAAGGGUCCAAAGCAGCCUUAUUACAUGCACAAAGUCAUUACACCUUGCUGUGUGCAAACUUUGACUCACGCUGACAUUUUGCAGGGUUUGGGGGUGUAAAAGGAAAAUAUUGGGCUAAAAAGGGAAAAAUGUGGUUACACAUGCUGCCCACUCCAGAUUUUCAGGAGAGUAGUGCAUGUGUAAAAAAUGCAAGAAAUUAAACUGCAACAUAGUCACUGAGAAUAUUGGAUAAAUAAACUAAAGGGCUGUACUUUUCUUUAGAUCUUUACUUGUCUGUUCAUCCAUUAAAAAUGCAGCCAUUAUUAAUCAAAUGCUCUGUUUGUCAUGUCUUGCAGGAAAAAAUUGGGCUGCUGCUGCACAGGGCCUGCAAUGGAUUGAAAUUUAAACUUCUCAUCUCUGCCUGCAAGAAGCUCGUCAUGAAGUACAAGGACAAACUGAUUAAUGCGAUAGCACACCGCGGGUCUCCGAGAUCAUGGUGUGUUAAACUAAAAAUGUGCUAAAGAGGCCUCUACCUAUAACUACUUAGUGUUGAAGUGAAACAGAGAAGUUUCCGUUUGUAUGGUGAUUUGUUUUUUCAUUUGUAAUAAAGCCUCUCUGAAGUAGUUGCAUUUUCAUGACUUUAUCCUUCUGAAUGUCUGAAUGAAUGAAUGAAUGGUGGAGGUUUAUGAGUCUCAUUAUUACUUACAUGGGUUCUUGAGAGUGGAGACCUGCUGAAUAAAACUCAGUUUCCUUAGUAUAAAGUUUCAUGAGGUCAUCAGCAUGUAGGUUACACGCUGAUUAAAAUGACUUGCUCUCAGACUCGUCACAUAUAUUCAGAUAGUGUAGGUUUUUUGUGGCUGACACCAUUUUAUUUUCGUGAGUUUAUGUGUGACAGGAAAAUAUGACAAAGCAGAGGGUAGGAAGUUUUGGUGUGAAGAUCAACCACCUGAAAGUACUAAGCUGUGACCUGUUUGUGGUGUGAGUUUUCCAUUUCUGUUUGGGGGGGGGUUUAGGGUUAGGGUCCCCUCUGUAUAAAAAGGUGUGACAUUUGCUCACAGACACUCAGAGACCAGCGCAGUAAUGGACGCAUCUUCAACCCUCCUCGUGUGCCUUCUGGUCACAUAUUCAGGUGUGUUUUAAUGUUUUGUAUGAAAGUGUGUCUAUUAUGCACAUGAGUGAAGUUGAACCUUUUUGUUUCGCCUCCUCGCAGUCUGGACGGUCCACGGUGCGAGCUUAGAGAUCAAGAUCGACGAUGAGGAGCCAGUGGAAGUGGACAUGUCUGUGGGUAACAUGCUUUAGAGGAUUUAGGUGAUCUCUAAUAGUCUGGCAUCCAUCUUCCAACAUCAGUGUAAAGGUUAAUAAUCAAAAUGUCGCCUGCACGUUGAUGGUGUCUAUAUGUCCCAUCAUUAAAUCAUUAAUACUAGUGCAAAAAUGUGUAAGCCACAUUUCUGUUUCAGCAGGUAUGCUAAUUUCAUCUCCUUUUUUCUAACUCUGGCUCUAAAGCUGCUGUAGGAUAUGAUAAGAAAAGAUAAAGAUCAGAUAAAGAUAAGAUAAGAAGAACUUUAUUUAUUCUUGAGGGUAAAUUUGAUAAGGGGUAAGGGGUCAACUGGUUGUGAAACAGACUUUUUUUUUUUGCAAUAACAGAGGCCUUUUACUUUUUGAAGACUUAAAGUUGUCAUUUCCUCAUGAGAUUAAAGUUGUUGUCAGAUCAAGUCGUAACUUUCUGGUAGGAGAUCAAAACAUGUUGUUAUAGUCAUAAUGUUAAAAAGAUAAGAAUAAAGUCCUUAAAGUCACAGUUGCACAAACCAAAUUCCUGAUAGAAGCUUUAAGUUUAUAGGUUUUCUAAAAUUACAUCAGAGACUCGCACAUAGUUUUAGUUGAUUAUUGCAAAGACAUUUGACAAAGGCAGCCUGAAUUUGGAAUAAAUGAGUCUAUAUGUUGUUGCCGUGAAUUAAUCCUCUUAGUUAUCUUCUAUCAAAAUGAGAAAACUUGGGUGUGUUUUGUAAAAGGAUUAUACAUUUUUAACUUAUAAAGAGGAAUUAGAUAAAAUUAGAUUAAAAGACAGCAAUUUGGUACUCUUCACAAGUUUUUUGAACAUUAAUUUCUGUGUAUGCUGCUUUCAACAUUUUCUGUCAUGUAGUUAUUUUCAGGUUUUAUCCUCUUGCUCACAGUUAAAUGCAUAACUUUGGUCUGCAGCUUCCAGGUGCCUGCUGGGCAUGUAAGUGGGCUUUGAACAAAGUGAAGAAAGCUGUGGGGUCAAACGCCACAGUUGAGGUAAAAUUACACGUCUCAUAGUUAAGCAGAUUAACAAGCAGUUUUCUUUUCUGUAUGAUAUGCAUUGUUGUUUUCUAAUUCUCUUUCAGGUCAUAAAGUCUAAGUUGCUGAAAUGCUGCGAUGGAAUUGGCCUCCUAAAAGGCCUGUGCCGCAAAUUUGUGAAGAAACACCUGGGGGAGUUGAUCGAGGAGCUCACCACCACUGAUGACGUGAGGACCAUCUGUGUCAACGCUGGAGCCUGCAAGUGAGUUCUGACAGCUGGACUGUUAUAUAGCACCGUUAGGAUCACACCUCAUAUGUAUCCCUCUGUAUUAAUUAUUCACAACCAAGCAACUGUUCAAGGAAAAAAAAAAAAAAGUUUUCCCAUUUGACAAACUUCACAGUACUCAAAACCAAGUGAGAUCACUCAAUGGGUACUUCUUUCAGCGCCACUGUUUGAGUAAUUUGAUUCAUCUUUAGUUAUAGAUUACAGAUAUGUAACACAUGACCAUUUGAGCAUAGGUAUAAUAAAUCAACACUUUUUCUGAUGUGCUCUCUGUAGACAAAAGGAGUUGUUGAACCUGCACUUCUAUCAAACGGUGGAGGAUCCCUCAGUUGAAGUUGAUGAAUAUCACUGAUCAUAUAUGCAUUAAACAGCCAUUCGGACCAACAGAUGUUGCUACAAAAAAAAAAAAAGAGUCUCUUCAAGCUUCCUUCUUGUAAUUGCCUUCACUCUGUGUUGCAUUUUGUCGUGUACUUUGAUUUACCCUGCAGAGCCUGUCAGGUUUGUUUCCACCACUGUAUUAAUAAAUGUUUGCAAUUCAAAUUUUGUGACUAUUUUUUUUGUAGGUGUACACAUAUUGGCAGUUUAUCAUUACAUCUGACCCUAUCAGAAUCACUUCUUAAUAUAAGAAUACUUUAUUUAUGAUAACUGACUCAACCUAACUUUUAGGCAAAUUAAAAACAGGACAGGAGGAGCUGUAGCCGUCUUUAAGUAUCCUGGCAACAGUUACACCAGUCUGUACAGUAUGUAAGUUAACCCAGGCAGGCCCGUGGUUCUGCAAAUCUGCACAUGAAAGCUUAGGGAUAUUCAACUUUCAGGUGAAAUUUAUGUAAAAUGUAAAAAGUAGGAUAUAUAAGGAGAAGCAAGCAAUCACAAUU